Magallana angulata is the source of this 2173-nucleotide messenger RNA. RefSeq lists its product as uncharacterized. Lineage: Eukaryota; Metazoa; Mollusca; Bivalvia; Ostreida; Ostreidae. Bases 1 to 1668 code for a protein of 555 amino acids. The transcript has a single exon. Gene Ontology annotation, biological process: proteasome-mediated ubiquitin-dependent protein catabolic process; protein polyubiquitination; negative regulation of translation. Gene Ontology annotation, molecular function: zinc ion binding; ubiquitin protein ligase activity; protein binding. The record is from RefSeq and is a predicted model, not a curated record.
AUGGACCCUGAGUACAGCCUUCAGGAUGUUUUGCGAUGCCAUCUGUGUGAGGACCUGGGCCCCCCUAUGUACUGUGACAUUUGUCACAUACAUCUGUGUAAAGCCUGUGUGGGGGAACAUCUCUUUGAUCUAUCCAAAGAACACAAAGUGGUGUCAUUUAAAUUGAGAGGAUCUACUCCUAGGUGUCAAAAACAUGGAACCACAAAACUAUGUGAACUUUACUGUAACCAAUGUGACAUUCCUAUUUGUGCGAAAUGUCUUUUCUCUGGAGAACACAAUGGCCAUCAAUUUAUUGAAAUAACUUAUAACCUUGACACCAGGAAAGAAAUCAUUCAAAAAGAUUUACAUGAACUAGAGAAAUCCAUUUAUCCCAAAUACCAAGAGAUUGCAUCCAUUAUCCCAGUCCAAAAAACUGCUCUGAAUGAGAACUCCAAGAAAUUAACAACAGAAAUCGACAAACAUGGAGAAGACUUGCACAGAGAAAUAAACACCAUAAUCAGAAACAUGAAAUCUAACGUGAAGGAAAUGGACACCAAACACCUGGCUGUCCUAAAUCAACAAGAAGAUGAAAUUAAACACACCAUUUCUGAAAUCACACGGACCAUUGCUGAACUGAAGACGUUACUGGACUCCAUUGAAUUCAGCCGUUUCUCUGCCUACAAAUCCAGGAAUGAUGAAUUCAGAAGAUUAAGAUUGCCUCCUAAACUCACAGUGUCCUUACCAAGUUUUACCCCUCAGAAGAUCAACAAAGAACAGCUUUAUCAACAGUUUGGUUCUCUGUCAGCGUCAUCUAUCAAAACAGAAGAACGUGGCUACACCAUGGAAUCUCCCGGUGCCGAGUCCUCUCCCCCGGACAGAUCGCUCAUUGAUGUACCACGGAUCAUCACACAGAUAAACACCAAGUAUGGAGGAUUACGCAGUGUGUCCUGUCUGAGGGAUGAGGAGAUGUGGACGUGUGGUGAGGACAGCAUCAUGAGACUGUAUGACCUCAGUGGGGAACUAGUGAAGUCAGUCCAAACCAAGUCAGGGAACAAUCCAUGCGACAUAGCAGUGACAAGAAGUGGGGAUCUAGUUUAUACUGAUUACAAUGAUAGAACUGUGAACAUAGUGGAGAAUACACAGAUACAGACAGUGAUCAGACUACGAGAGUGGAGACCUCUCAGUGUCUGUAGUACCUCCUCUGGUGACCUCCUGGUUGUCAUGGACAGUGAUGAUUAUAAACAAACAAAAGUCGUGUGUUACUCUGGCUCCACAGAGAAACAAAGUAUUCAGUUCGACGACAAAGGACAACUUCUCUAUUCGUCUAGUCCUUGCAUUAAAUACAUAAGUGAAAACAGGAACCUAGAUAUCUGUGUGUCAGACCAUGGAGCCAGUGCAGUAGUGGUGGUCAAUCAGGCCGGGAAACUCCGCUUUAUCUACACUGGUCCUCCCUCUACUACCAAGGGAUCAUUUGAUCCACGUGGCAUCACAACAGACAGCCAGGGUCGGAUCCUGACAGCAGACAUCUACAACGACCGUAUCCACAUCCUGGAUCAGGACGGACAGUUCCUCCGCUACAUUGACAACUGUCAUUUACAGUGGCCAUGUGGUUUAUGUGUGGACACCAGAGACAACCUCUUUGUGGCUGAGUACUGGACAGGUAAAGUGAAGAAAAUACAAUAUGCCUAGAACAUUACACAGCAGUGUAACAUUGUUUAUAUGUAUUACAUGUUAACAACUGACUGUGUGGAUAUAUAAAACAUGUUUAUACUUCAUAAUAACAAACUGUUUUAGUGUGGUGAUUGUAUCGUCAACAAAUGGACUGUCUAUGAAUUUAAUGUCAAAACAAACUAUGUUCAUUAAAAGAAUACAUUCAGAGAAACCUUGUUUGGUAUUUGUCAAAGAAAUCAAAACAUUUUAAUGUUCAUAAAAUGACACUAAAAGUUAAAUUAAAUAUCUUUGAAAAACUUUUUUUAGCUCUCCUUUAUAUUAAGUUAUGAGUUAAUUUCAAUCUUUUUUCAUUUUAAAGAAUAGAAAUUAUAUAAAUCAUACAUUUUCUUUUUUCAAAGCUGAAAAACUGAAAGUACCACAUUUGUUGAACAUUAGAAUGGUGUUUAUUUGAUCUUUGUCCAUUAAUAUUUCUGUCACUGAAGAUCGAGUAACUUUUGUUUCUUACACACUAUAGUAAAAAACC